AUGAAGCUCAAACCAACCGUCAAUUCUUCGGAAGCUUCAAUUACUCACAUAGAUAAACCGACAGCCACUCGAAGCACCGAUUGUAUUCCAGGUGAAGAAUCAGUCCUAUCAGUUUCUGAGCUUCCUGCUGAGCAGUUUUUGUGGGAAAGAAAAAAAAAAUCCAUAUCGAUGCUGUUGGAAAUAUUUGUGAUUGCUCUCCUUUGCGGAGUAGCGAAGUCACAGGGUUUCUCAUACCAAGAUCCCACAACGUGGGGAGCACAGUAUCCAACUUGCAAUGGUAACAAUCAAUCACCGGUGGAUAUUCCCUGGAGAUUUGGGGACUCUGUGAUCGUGCAACCUGGAGAGCUCCAGUGGACUAAUUAUGGAAAUGUUCCUGAUUCCAUGACAAUAGUCAAUAAUGGUCAUACAGUCCAGAUAAAUCCAACAUGGCUGAAUGCAUCCGACAGGCCCUAUUUGAGUGGUGGGCCCUUGCAGGGUCAAUACAUCAUAGAACAAUUCCACUUCCACUGGGGGCAGAAUGACAGCGUUGGCAGUGAGCACACAUUCAAGGGCGAAAGGACAGCGAUGGAAUUCCACAUGGUUCACUGGAAAAGUGACUAUGGAACAUUCGAAGCAGCAGUAAAUCAGGCAGAUGGACUAGCAGUGAUUGGUGCCCUCUACAACCCGAUUUCCGCGAGAUCGUCUAACGGAAUAGAGCAGAUCUGGAGACAACUGGAGAACCUUCGACAGGUAAAAACAACGACGCAGGUGGAACCGUUUCCCCUGUCUGAUUUCGAAGUGGUGAAUGCCAGAGACACGUACGUGAGUUAUUACGGAUCGUUAACUACGCCUGGAUGUAAUGAAGUUGUUACCUGGCUAGUGGCACUUGAUUUGUUCACCAUCACCAGCGAUGAACUGCAGCAGAUCAGACUGGUUGGAUUGAGCCAUGGGGAUGAUCAUAAUUACCGACCUGUGCAGAACUUGAAUGAUCGAACCUUCACUUAUUACCGUUGCGACUUCACCGAUAUGAACGUUAAGAGAGGAACGUCCGCUAAUCUUAGGCACACAAUGCAUCUAUUUAUUUAUUUAUUUAUUAAAUUGAAUGAAUACAAAUCGGUGAGAGCUCUCAGGAAGCUACUGUUUUCAGUCAUAAUUAGAUGCAUCUUUUAUCUCAUGCCUCAUGCAGUAUCAUUAGAAUUGUCUGGUGCCCAUGAGAAGACUAAACCGGUCGUAAAGGUCGAAGGACUCCAGGAUCGCCUAAAUUUGUUCGAAGGGUUUUCUAGAGAAUUUUCGGGAAUAUUUACGGGCCAGCUCAACAAUCAAUCGCUUCCACCUUUUAAUGAACCUUCUGGAGGUCGUAAACAUCUCUCCCUAAUACUUGCGAGUGGUUCUUAUAAAUCCUAUAUGUUCUUCCUCGUAUCGUUCUUGCACUUGAACCUUGAAUCUGCCUUGCUAAUUACGAACAACAACGAAUGCCUAAGUAGUUGGAGUAUCGCUUGGCCGGACAACAGAGUUCCAAACAAAUCCCGGAUUUUCCAGAACUCCCAUUUCUCUGAUUUAUUGACUCUAUCGGGUUACAAUAAGCACUUCGCCACGAAAGGUUCUUCCGAGUUCGGAAAAAUUGAAAACGCGAUGAUUAACGCACUGAAAGUAUUUUGUCUUCUCCUACUUUUUGGAGCAACAAAAUCUCAAGAUUUUUCAUAUCGAAAUCCUGCGACAUGGGGACAACAGUAUCCCAUGUGCUAUGGUCCCAAUCAAUCGCCAGUUGAUAUUCCAUGGAGGUACGGUGAUUCUGUGAUCGUAAGGCCUGGAGAGCUCAGGUGGAAUAACUACAGGAAUGUCCCUAAUUCUAUGAGAAUAUCCAACACCGGACAUACAAUUGAAAUCCAUCCCACGUGGAGAAAUAAUGCCUACAGACCAUUUUUGAGUGGAGGACCACUUCGGGGGCAAUAUGUCGUAGAGCAAUUUCAUUUCCACUGGGGGCAGAGUAACAACGUCGGCAGUGAGCACACAUUCAGAGGCGGAAGGGGAGCAAUGGAACUUCACAUCGUACACUGGAAACGCGAAUAUGGAUCAUUUGAAGCGGCUUCAAGAAGAGCAGAUGGACUUGCUGUAGUUGCAGCUCUUUAUCAGCCCCGAAUCAGCGGAUCAUCACGUGGAAUACAACAAGUUUGGAGUCGCCUUCAAAAUCUUCGCCAGCCGAAUACCGCAACGCAAUUGACGCCUUUUCCCUUAUCAGACUUAGGACUUGCGAAUACCAGGAGUAGAUACAUAAGCUACUUCGGAUCGCUAACAACUCCUGGAUGUAACGAGGCAGUGACCUGGCUGGUAGCGUUGAAUUUGUACUCCAUAACCAACAACGAGGUGAGCUUGAAAUAA
Molecule: messenger RNA, 2358 nt
Organism: Diachasmimorpha longicaudata
Lineage: Eukaryota; Metazoa; Arthropoda; Insecta; Hymenoptera; Braconidae
Exons: 18
Coding region: 1-2358 (785 amino acids)
Molecular function (GO): zinc ion binding; carbonate dehydratase activity
Source: RefSeq, a predicted model, not a curated record